This is a messenger RNA of Megalops cyprinoides (Indo-Pacific tarpon), 4373 nucleotides long. RefSeq names its product leucine-rich repeat-containing protein 4B-like. The record is from RefSeq and is a predicted model, not a curated record. Gene Ontology annotation, cellular component: plasma membrane. Gene Ontology annotation, molecular function: protein binding. Lineage: Eukaryota; Metazoa; Chordata; Actinopteri; Elopiformes; Megalopidae. The transcript has 2 exons. Bases 191 to 2488 code for a protein of 765 amino acids.
UAAAAUGAAACAUUAAAAAUACGAAGAAACACUUGCCGUGUCAUUUUCAUAAUUUCUGAAACAAAAGGAUAACCAACAAGAAAUCCGUUAAAUGAAGAAGUAAAAAAAAAAACUACCAAAACAAAAGCUUACCAUCUGGAGUCAACCAAUCAACACACUCAGAAAAGGGGAGGGUCAUGACCCAGUUGCCAUGCGUGUCGCCACGGUGACCGGCCUCCCCAGCCCCUCCCCCCUCCUUGUCUUAUUGGUCCAGCUGCUGUUGAGGCUCCUCCCACCUGGGCCAGAGUUGACAGAGGCAGCCUCAACUUGCCCUGCCCUCUGCAGCUGUUCCAAUCAAGCAAGCAGAGUCAUCUGUACAAGGAGGAGCUUAGAGGAGGUGCCUGAGAGUAUAUCUGUCAACACACGAUACCUCAACCUACAGGAGAAUUCGAUACAGGUGAUUAAGUCUGAUACUUUCAAGCACCUGCGGCAUUUGGAGAUCCUGCAGCUCUCCAAAAAUCACAUACGUCAGAUCGAAGUGGGGGCGUUCAAUGGCCUCCCCAAUCUCAACACUCUCGAGCUCUUUGAUAACCGGCUCACGCUGGUCCCCUCCCAGGCCUUCGAAUAUCUCAGCAAGCUGCGGGAGCUUUGGCUGCGCAACAACCCCAUUGAGACUCUGCCUGCCUACGCCUUCCACCGUGUGCCCUCGCUCAGACGGCUGGACCUCGGGGAGCUCAAGAAGCUCGACUACAUUUCUGAGGCUGCCUUUGAGGGCCUCAUCAACCUGCGCUACCUGAACCUGGGCAUGUGUGGACUCAAGGACAUCCCCAACCUCACGGCCCUGGUGCGGCUGGAGGAGCUGGAGCUCUCCGGGAACCGGCUGGAGAUUAUCCGGCCAGGCUCCUUCCAGGGCCUGGUGUCCCUCCGCAAGCUCUGGCUCAUGCACUCCCAGGUGUCGGUCAUCGAGCGGAACGCCUUUGAUGAUCUCAAGAACCUGGAGGAGCUGAACCUGUCCCACAACUCCCUGCACUCUCUACCCCAUGACCUCUUCACCCCGCUGCACCAGCUGGAGAGAGUACACCUCAACCACAACCCCUGGGUGUGCAACUGUGACGUGCUGUGGCUGAGCUGGUGGCUGAAGGAGACGGUGCCUAGCAACACUACCUGCUGCGCCCGCUGCCAUGCCCCUCCCGUGCUGAAAGGCAGAUACAUUGGCGAGCUGGACCAGAGCCAUUUCACCUGCUACGCGCCUGUGAUUGUGGAGCCCCCUACUGACCUUAAUGUCACAGAAGGCAUGGCGGCUGAGCUGAAGUGCAGAACGGGCACCUCGAUGACCUCUGUCAACUGGCUCACCCCAAAUGGCACCCUCAUGACCCAUGGGUCGUACAGGGUUAGGAUCUCAGUCUUGCACGAUGGCACCCUGAAUUUCACCAAUGUCACAGUACAGGAUACAGGCCAGUAUACCUGCAUGGUGACCAACUCAGCUGGCAACACCACUGCAACAGCUGUGCUCAAUGUUUCAGCCUCUGAUGCCAGCAACAGCUACAGCUACUUCACCACUGUCACCGUGGAAACUGUUGAGACAGGUCAAGAGGAGAGCUCUGCCCGGCAGUUCAUUAAUGAGACUUUCAUAGGUUCUGUAGGUCCUACGCUUCCAGCAGAAGCUUGGAGCACAACUUUGGCGACCACAUCUUCUGCUUCUUCGUCCUCUUCGUCCUCCUCCCCUAGAGCGACAAAGUCCUCAGAAAGGGCUUUCACCAUUCCGAUAACAGAUGUCACCAACAUGCCUGGUCUGGAUGAUGUGAUGAAGACGACCAAAAUCAUCAUCGGCUGUUUUGUUGCCAUCACAUUCAUGGCAGCAGUGAUGCUGGUGGUGUUCUACAAGCUGAGAAAGCAGCACCAGCUGCACAAACAUCAUGGGCCGGCACGCGCCAUUGAGAUCAUCAAUGUUGAGGAUGAGAUCGGAGCCGGAGGGGCGAGUGGAGUGGGUGGUGGAAGUGGGAUUUCAGGGGGAUCCACUAUGCAUUCUGGAGUUGGAGGAGGCAGUAGUGGGGGGCAGAGUUUAAGAUUGCACCAUCCAGAAAUUGUCAACCUUCCCAAUUUAGCAAGGUCAGAGCAUCUCAACCAUUAUUACAAGGCGCAUCAUUUCAACAACAAUGUGAUGGGCAUGAGUAUUGGCUCAGGGGCUGGGGUAGGGGGGGUUGUUGGAUCCGGGGGGGUCCUCAACAACAAUAACAAUCCCUCCCCCCUUUCCCAGCCCCCUCAGGCUACACCCAUUUCCUGUACCCAAGUCCCCAUCUCCUCAUCCAAUUUACAGAGCACGUCUGGAAACAGCACCAACAUGAACCCCAAUGCUGUGUCCUCCCCGCUCCCCAUUCCCCUCCCUCUACCACCGAUGGGUUUACAUGGAUCUCUAAAGGGUUUAAUGAGUCAGAGCCAGAACCCUCAAGUUGAACCACUUCUGUUUAAAAGUGGUUCUAAGGAAAAUGUUCAAGAGACUCAAAUCUGAGUAGGGGAGGGAGAGAGAGAGAGAGAGAGAGAGAGAGAGAGAGAGAGAGGGAGAGAGAGAGAGAGAGAGAGAGAGAGAGAGAGAGAGAGAGAAAUGGGAUUGAUGGCCACGCUUGUUGAACUCCCUCAGCAGACUUUGAUGAAUGUGAAGUUGUGUCCAUACAGCAGUACUAUAUUUUCAGUGCUAUGUAGGACUGCUGUGAAGGGUCAGGCAUUGACAUCACUGCAAUGAGACAGAGAGUAACAGGAAGAGGAGAACAAACAGAGGAGAGUUUACAUAGUAUCCACACUAACUGGACAAUACUGUACACAGACAAUGUACUGAGCCAUUGACCAGCCCUGGCACAUUUAGAAGAGAAAGUGUGUCUGUAUUAAUUAAUGGUUAUGGCAAUGAAGUACCUAACAGAUACUAGUACAACAUAAAUCUGUGCCAAAGCACAUUUCCCUGUAUUCAUGUGUAACAAUAUUUAAAGUAUAUAUAUAAAAAGAUUUAAUAUCCAAAAGUUUGUUUGCCACAGCUGAGACAUGUACAGUUCAGCACAGUGCAGUUCAGAGACAUGGCCCAAUACAGUAGAAUUUAAGACUCAGUAUAGUCUGGAUGCAGCCAAAAUACAGAUACAAGGAAACACUGCACAAUGCAGUGAGACAGCAGGUUCUUCUCGUUUUACAGAUUUUUGAAGAAAAACAUGUGCAGAGCACUCAUUCUCUCUCCCUCGAGUACACUCAAUGGAUGGUUACUUUUGCAAUGGAAACGAAGAAGAGAUGGAGAAGCAAGAAAGAGAAAAAAGACAAUUAAAGAUACAAUAACUGUGAAAAUACCUACAAUAUAUAAAUAUAUUUUCAUUUGAAGAAAUAAAUUAUGAAGCAUCUUUAACAAUACAGACUCAAAGGCACAAACUUUGAAGGAUCAAUGAGCUGCUAUUGUUCCAGCUAUUAUAAUUAUGAUCGACAAAACAAACCUUGUCACAGCUUUUUUUUUUUUGCUCUUGGUUUUGUGACAGCAGAGGGCGAGAGGAGGGGGUGGGGUAGAAGCAAAAGGUUAAGAUAACAUAGUGAAUAUCCAAGUUAAUAGUGGCUUUAAUUUAGGCCCUGCAGAAAUAAUUAGUACCCUGUUAUUCUCAAAUACAAAUCAACAUUAUUUUUUUUUAGAGUUGUUGCAAUGAGUUGAAGGAGUGGGUGGCGUUUUCUGUAUGUGUUGGUCUGAUUGUUACUGUAACAGCUCAGUGAGUUUACAAUAAGUUUCCCCCACUUACAUACAGGUUGGAUGUUAAUAAUAAUAAUAAUAAUAAUAAUAAUAAUAAUAAUAAUAAUAAUAAUAAUACAGAACAUUAUUGUCAUAACUGAUCUGUGUUUUAUGAAGCCCAAAGACAGUCAUGUGUUUUUAGUCUACCCAUCAAUAUUGCAGUGAAGCUGCAGUAAAGUGCCAAGGUUGUAACUGAAUCUAUAUGGCUUUGCAGUAUACCCCUAAAUUGGAAUAACACAGCAAGUAAUUUCAGGCAGAUGGCUAAAUGCUCCUUUUAAUCUACACAAAUGAUUUUAUUCACUAAUAACUUUUCAUUUGGAUUAAAAAAUAUUAUUGGCUAUGUUUCAAGGCUUGCAUCUUUAAAUAUUUGCUAACAAAAGAAAAGUUCUCUACACCUACCUCAACAUUUUUUGACUGACAUUUCCUGUGAUACCAAACAUAAGCAAAAUGGCCCACUUAGUAUGGAACUGGUACACUAGUGCCAAAGGAUAAAGGAUUGCCCGGUUUUAUCCUUGGCUUCUUAAUGCGACUGUAUUUGAUACCGUAAAAGCUAAUACAAUAGUAAUAUGGUUACAGCUAUUAACAUAAAAUGUUUUAAUAAAUACAUAAAUACACGUAUCAUUAUUAUGUAUUAUUAUGUAUU